Messenger RNA from Labrus mixtus (cuckoo wrasse), 5172 nucleotides. RefSeq names its product rho GTPase-activating protein SYDE1. Gene Ontology annotation, biological process: signal transduction. The transcript is spliced from 14 exons. NCBI's taxonomy places the organism in Eukaryota, Metazoa, Chordata, Actinopteri, Labriformes, Labridae. The record is from RefSeq and is a predicted model, not a curated record. Bases 179 to 3172 code for a protein of 997 amino acids.
GAAUUCAUUUCCUGUUCUGCUCUGAGAGAGAGAGGAGUCACAGUCAUGGCCGAGCGGGAGCUGGACGACAUGAAGGAGCGCUGACUCCUCCUGAACUCCUGCAGGAGUCUGCUCUCCUCUGAAGGAGGCCCGAGAGGAGCAGGAGGAAGAGGAGGAGGAAGAGGAGGAGGAGGACAUCAUGGCCGAGCCGCUGCUGAAGAGAACGUUCUCCAGACUGAGAGGGAGAGAACGAUCCCGCAGGAAGACUGACCCCAAACUGAGCGAUGUUCCAGUAAAGCCUGACCCCGCCCUCCAGACGUCUUCAUCCCCAUCACUGACCCCCUCAGACCCUGACCCCCCGUCUCCCCCCUGUAAUCACAUCACUGUUGCUAAGAAACAGCAGUGGGCACGGCAGGCCUCUGGAGGCCCGACCGCCUACCUGACUUCAAGCUCCGCCCCCAGAACCCUAAACCGAGAGAGACCAUCAGAGAUAUCCCAGGAUGCAUCUGGGCAGGGAUGGAGUCAGAGGCUAGCACAGGAAAAGAUGGGGCGUUGUGGUGACAGGACGUGCACCAGUCUGGACUGGGAUACGUCCAACAACCCCUGUGUUUCUGCCAGUUCUACCACAGUCCACCAUGAAGCUUUAAAACCAGCAGGGGGCAGCAGUGAUGCUCCUUCCCCCUCUGUCACCAGCACAAAGUCCGGCCAGCGGGCCUACCUGCAGAGCCUGGACCGCAGCAGCAGAGCCUGGGUACUCUCUUCAGGAAAGGCUCAGGCUUCAGACGAGGCCCGCGGGCUGCAGCAGGAGAGCGGCGGCAGCAACAUCUGGUACAACCCGAUCCCAGAAGAGGAGGACAGCGGAGGUGCAUGCAGGGGGGAGGACAUCUGGAGGAGGAGGGACCAAAGGGAGGAGGGAGGAGCGACAAAGAAAGCAGGAGAAUCCAAAUCAGAGGUGGGAGGAGUGAAGGCAGGGUCAGCGGAGAGAUGGGGGAGUGACUGUGCACUAGAGGGCGCCAAUCCAAGUGUGAGCCACCUCAUCGAUGACAUCACAACAGAAAACUCAGACUGCCCUGCCUCUGACUCAAGCCCCGCCUCCCAAAAGAAAGGGGGCGUGUCCAGCAGUGUGAUUGACAGGCUGAGAUCACCCGGUACCGUAAGGAGACUCUCAAUGAAGAUGAAGAAACUUCCGGAGCUGCGCCGCAAACUCAGCCUCCGCUCCUCCUCUCGUGCCAAUCGCCAAGGAAGCGACAACAAAGGGGGCGGGGACGAGUCGACCAGUAAGAAUUCGGCAUCGUCGUCGGCCCUGUCCAAUGAGAAUGUAAUCACCAGAUAUCACCUGGAUAGCUCCGCCCCUCCAGCCAGACCCCUGCGCCGAUCAUCGAGAAGACGCUCUGCCAGUAAAGGAGGUUAUCUAAGCGAUGGAGACUCACCCGAACUGCUGCCACGGCAACAGGCCACACCCACAACACAUACGCAGGAACCCUGUGACGUCAGCUCAUUUCGACUGUACGUGUGCUCAGAUCCUCCACGUUGCAGCCAGCGGGUGACCGGGUUACUGACCGUCCACCUUCUAGGGUUGGAGGAGAUGAAAACCAGCAGGUGUGAGGACAGUAAGGAUGUCUUCCUCGCUAUACAGAUCGAUGGGGUGACCAGAGCAAGGACCGCCCUCCUGACCCUGCGAGGCCCCACCCUGUCCUUAAACCACGCCUUCAAUCUGGAGCUGGAGAGAGCCAGACAGCUCCGAAUCGUGGUGUUAACACCAGUGAAUCCACAAACACAGGGAGGCUCUAAACCAGGAACAGAUCAGACCUCAGGUGGUCACAGCCGGAACAGGGUCUGUGGUCUGGGCGGAGUCUCCAUCCCCCCACUCUUUAAAGGGAGUCGAUGUCAGCAGCUCUGCGUGAAGCUCGAGCCUCGAGGUUUGAUCUACGUCAAACUGUCGCUGCAGGAGAAAUGGGACACACAGCCCAGCAGUGACACAUCAGGGCCUGCUAAUGUGUUUGGGGUUGAAUUGCACCACCUGGUGGAGAAAGAAGGAUCUACAUCCCCGGUCCCUCUGCUGAUCCAGAAAACAGUGGCAGAGAUCGAACGCAGAGGACUGAAGGUAGUUGGUCUGUACAGACUGUGUGGUUCUGCGGCAGUGAAGAAGGAGCUCAGGGAUUGGUUUGAGAGGAACAGUUCAGCUGUGUGUCUCAGCGAGGACCUCUACCCCGACAUCAACGUCAUUACAGGGAUUCUGAAGGACUACCUGCGGGAGCUUCCGUCUCAGCUCAUCACCAGGAAUCUGUACCAGGUUGUGAGGGAGGCCAUGAGGCUCCGCCCCCCACCUGUCCUACCUGACACACCUGACCCUGAUCUGUCCCAGAGUACCGUGGAGCUGUUAUCCUGCCUGCCGCCUCCAGAGAGGGCCACUCUGUCCCUCCUGUUGGAUCAUCUCAGUCUGGUGGCGUCCUUCAGCUCAUCCAACCGGAUGACGCACCAGAACCUGGCGGUCUGCUUCGGCCCGGUUCUCCUCACCCCGACUCAGGAGGCCUGGCGGGCAGGAAUAGGAGUAGGAGGAGGAGGAGGAGGAGGAGGAGGGGGGAGGGGAGGAAGAGGGGGAGGAAGGGGGUCUGGUCCGGGGGAGGAGCUAGCGAGCGCGGUGGACUUUAAACGACACAUCGAGGCUCUGCACUACCUGCUGCAGCUGUGGCCAGUGCCGACUUAUCGAGUCCAAGCAGACGAACUCAUCAACGCCUCGCCACCUCCCUCCCCCUCUCUUACCCACAAUCCCCCGGGCCAGCAGCAGCUGCGGCAUCCUGCACUGCGAUUGGAUCUGCCCCAGAACCCAGAGGAGGAGGUGGUGGUGUCACGGCGGGGUCGAGGUGGUCUGGCCCGGCUGGAGAGUCCACCGCCGAUUAACCGGUACGCUGGAGACUGGAGCGUCUGCGGUCGGGAGCUUCUGACCGGACACGACGCCGACUACGAUGAAGUGGCAGGAAGUGAGAGUGACGGAGGCAGCGGGGAUGAGGAGGACGAGGAGAAGAAGAAGAAGAAGAAGGCGUGGUCAUCAGGAGCAGGAGGAGCUCUUUACGUUGAGGACUUCCUGGAUUUCGACGCUCCGUUUAACUGUCGACUCAGCCUGAAGGACUUCGACACCCUGAUCCACGACCUGGACCGAGAGCUGGCCAAACACAUCAACAUCUGUCUGUAGAGGACACCCCCCCCACCCCCGCUCCUCUCCGGCUCCUCCUUGUUGUCCAAAUAUGGUCACUUCUGGUUUUAAUGUCAGAAAUAUGAGACGUGAGCGACCAAAGUUACAAAGUGCCUCGCAGACAGGUGUGAUGUCGUCAUGGAGACGAGCCGUAGGUCUGUGCCAAUCAAACAUCUUUAAUUUAUUGAUCCAAAGAGAAACUCAGAUCAAAAUGAAGGAGGAGAACUUUUUUUACAUGAUAAUUAUUCUGAUGUUGUGCAGAUGACGGGGUCCUCUGAGGGGUCAGAAGUGAACUGUUUGUUGUUGUUCUGGGUAUCAGGGUCGGGCUGUUUGCACUGUUUAAGUCAUAACUUUCACUUUUUGACUCUUUUAGUUAAAAAGAAAAAAACCUGAAGAAGCCAUCGCUCUGCUGCUUUAUCCAACAGAGCAUAUUUAUUUCUUAUUCUGGACGACCCUCGGAGCUCCUGCAGGUCACACCAGGAACGUUUUUUAUCAUUAUUAACUUUAUGUCAGAAGAGACAGAAAUGUGAAGGAUCACUCGGUAGAGGAGAGCUGUAAACAUAUCCAUCAGGGUAAGAAAAGUGAUGCCAAAGAACAGAAAGAUGGUUCAAGUUAAAAAAUAGAGCCAACUUUAACUUUUUGUCUGGUUUAAAUAAUUUAGGGUUUUAUGUAGCGCUAACAGAAAGAUGGACGUUGAUGUUUUUGAUGCAGGGUAGGAGUUCACUUUCUGAGGCCGAAUUUAAAACUUUAAAUAAAGUUUGGAUUCAAACUUUCAGAUAUUUCAGGAUGAAACCCUCUGACUCUGCUCGCUGAUAGCUCGGUGUUUUACCAUCGUUAGCAUGUAGCAUUAGCAUGUAGUUCAACUGUGUGUAGUUCUUAUUUUAUGCAAAUAUCAUGACGACCUGAAGGGAAAGUGGGAGGAGCUAAACAUAUACCAACGUUGUUACUUUGUUAGAGACACACUCCUGCAUAGGGUGCCCCCUGUGGGUUCCUUUUUGUAACAGUGUAACAGUCUGCAGAGAAAACGGGGCUUAACAAGACUUCAUUAGUCUGGAUAACGAAGGGUUAAAUAACACCUGGGGGGAACCUGCAGCUCUCUGUCUCCCCCUGCAGGUCUAAGGUCACGUUUACACCAGAAAGAUCCUCUGAAAAUGGGGUCGUGUUUCGUUUAACAAAAGACAAGCGCCUUGAACAUGGCUCAGCAAAAACGACUAAAACGCUGUAGUUUACAUUCCAGACCAGAAGAUGGCGAUGUGACUUUGUAAUGAAACAACACGCGCAUGCUCUUCCAUCUUCAGAGCGGUGAGGUGUAAACGUACAAAAACAGCAAACACACAAAUAUUUGUGUGGACGAAUGAUGAGGUGCAGUUAUUACUCGAAGUGACCAUAAACUACAAAGUGUCCGCCAUUGCUGUAGUCCAUCUAAUUGUGCAUGGCUAUUGUGUAGAACAGCAUGUGCUUAACGCCACCGCUUAGAGAACGAACGGCGUUGUAACUGUCUACACGGCGACUGAAACUGUGACUGUUUUCAAAACCUUCCAUUUUCAGGCAACAACAAAAACGCUGCCGUCGGGUAGACGAAAAACCAAGACGCAACAAUAGAUUUCCCCUUUUUGAAUUAAAUUGUUGUCGUGUAAAAAGAGCCUAAGUUGCCCCCUGCAGCUCUCUGUCGCCCCCUACAGGUGUUCAGGUUUUCAGUAUUUUUACGGUACGGAGUUUCUGUGACGAGUUUGUGAUCCUCAGAUGGAAAAGACGCCAUAUUCAGUGUUAACGAUGUUUUCUUUUUUUAAAAUGUUUUUAUGUUUCCAUUCUUUGUUCUCAGUGUUUUUUUGACAGUAUUAUUUUGUUUUGCACAACUUUAUUAAGCACUUGUGUAUUUUAUUGACGAUGUUUCUAUGCAGAUGAUGUAACCAAAGUGAAGAAGCACACUUCCUGUUUGAUGUCUUUAUGUCUCGUUAACCUGACCAACUAUUAAACACAGUAUUAUUAUUAUUAUUUUU